AUGCCUCGACACCACGCCGCCGUACUCCGCCUCCUGCUGUACUUGCAAUGCUGGAUUCUGGCCGUCUAUGGAACUGGCGAUGCCACUGGACACGCGCACGACCGUCUCGGACUGGCCUACGCAGAGCAGUGCCAGGCUCAACUCUUUGCCUAUCGACACGCCUCUUUGUCGUACUAUUCAGUACAGCCAAGCUCGACCUCAUAUUUUACCAGCACCAUCGUCGCGCCGUCGUGGGCUCCGGGUACUACCAGCAUUGCCAGCCUGACAACUCUCUGUGACGGACACCCGCGAGUGGUCGGGUCGACAAUUCGCACCGAAGGACCUUCUACUAAUCUCACCAAUGUCUACACCAAUACGAAUGUGUACCCGCAGAGCACUGGGUACAAACCGCCGCCAUGCUCGAUAGGUCCCAAUGACUGUGCGCUGUUGUACAGCUCAUGGACGCGCAGAUAUAGCCAGGUUUCCACACAGUCCGGCUUUGCUGGCCUUUUGAAUCCCCCAUGCACCACGUCUACGCCGUCUAUGAGCUACUCCACGAACUCGGCUGGAAAAGAGUGUAACAACUGUCAAGUUGCAGGUAGCAAGGCACGAUUACUAUAUUGGCCCAUCACUACUGUGCCUGGCUCUGGGAACUUGUGUAAUAAGACUGCUAUAACCAUCCCUGGCACGCGAACUGCCGACGGGCCUAACACAUUCGUUACAGCGGGUGUCACCAUCACAAGCCCGACUAUUGGAGUAUCAAUUGCAAGCCUGUCUCGCGUCGAUGGGUGUGGUUCAACGAUCGCGACCACCAUUAUCCCAGUCAAUCCCGAGGAGAUAUCCUCAGUGCGCGGCAAUAGGGCAAUGUUCACCCACAUGCCAUUCAACUUUGCCGAUCUUAACUGGCACUGUCCAGACGGCGAAUAUGUCACAGAUGAUGGCCACCACAACUGCUACCAAGAGGUCCCUGCUGCGGCGUAUUUCGAGGGCACUUCGAAUUGGGUCGGCUUAGAUGCCAUGAACGUGGACUGGAGGACGCAGAAGAAUCUGACUAUCUGGAACGACUAUCAUCCACAAUUGCUGCCACCAGAGACGAUGAUGGAAGCGGUGCACAGCAUUUGGGGCAAGGGCUGCAACAUACAUCCGGACGGAAUUUGGGACCCACCAAUCGCUCUCCAGGAGGCCACUUCUGUCGUGGUGCCUACAAAUCCAUAUGCCGUCCCUACAGAAUCUCAGCAAACGUCUACUAGCACCGCCGCGCCUGCUACAUACACUGCAGAAUAUGCCACGCAAACUGCAGACAGCGGCACAAGUACAAGCCACGAAGCGACGGCCAGCACAGCGUAUGUGCACGAGUCCGCACACCCUGCACCAACAGGUGGAUCCCCAGCAGAGCACGAUCAACCCGCUCAUUCCGUGAGCAAACCACCGUCACAUGGAGGCGGUGAACACGACCAAGGGAACAACGGGGGAACUGGACACGGAGCCUCAUCUUCUAGUCCGGUAGUCGUCAUCCAUUCCGUCACCUACACCCGCCAGAUCCAAAGCAACGGAGCUGAGGUGUUAACCAACGCUCAGACCCACUUCACGGUCCCCAAAGGCACAGCAGGCAGUCCGCCUGUCGUGAUCAUAUCUCAGAAGACCUACACCGUCAGCACGGCGCCAGGUGAAGGGGCUGGAGCUGGGUACUAUCUCAUUGGCGAUGGCACUACCUAUGGCAGUGAUGGUCAACAGACAUCUGAACCUUCGGUCCAUACUCAGUCGACUUCUGGCACGGACGAAGAAGACACAACUCUGGCAAGUGACAGACGGUCUGGUCCAACUUCUACAUCACCUAGUGGUAAUGCUGCGACGACUCAAGGUUCGAACCAACCAUCGUCGUCAGCUGCGUUGCAGGGCUCGGCUGCAUCUGGGUAUGGCAUGCCGUCAUUCAUGCUGUUGACGACUCUGGGCGUGUUGGUCGUGCUCACACUACAGACUGGCUGA
This is a messenger RNA of Fulvia fulva, 1965 nucleotides long. RefSeq lists its product as uncharacterized. The record is from RefSeq and is a predicted model, not a curated record. Lineage: Eukaryota; Fungi; Ascomycota; Dothideomycetes; Mycosphaerellales; Mycosphaerellaceae. The transcript has a single exon. Bases 1 to 1965 code for a protein of 654 amino acids.